Molecule: messenger RNA, 4823 nt
Organism: Platichthys flesus (European flounder)
Lineage: Eukaryota; Metazoa; Chordata; Actinopteri; Pleuronectiformes; Pleuronectidae
Product: von Willebrand factor A domain-containing protein 1-like
Exons: 7
Coding region: 1027-2268 (413 amino acids)
Biological process (GO): canonical Wnt signaling pathway; regulation of transcription by RNA polymerase II
Cellular component (GO): catenin-TCF7L2 complex; beta-catenin-TCF complex
Molecular function (GO): RNA polymerase II cis-regulatory region sequence-specific DNA binding; DNA-binding transcription factor activity, RNA polymerase II-specific; protein binding
Source: RefSeq, a predicted model, not a curated record
UCUGCAAGUGAUUACUUACAUACAAAGUCACUGUUCAAAUAUGUACGUAAGAUAUUGAAUGGUUGAAAACUUGGAUUUUAGCUUCAGAAGACCUUGAUCCAGAUGACCCAAGAGGAUGAGGAUCGGUGACCUCCUCACCUGCACCAUUCACAUCAGAAUUCGUGCAGACAUUAGUCAGGAGAUGUCUGGGCAAAGUAGUUUUUUUCUUGUCUUUCUUGUGGAAUCCAAACCCUGUAUGUCAUACUCAUAUUAGCAAAUCAAAUAAAAAUUUAAAAUAUUACAGAGUAUUGCAAUUGCUUUCAACAGGACCACUAUCCUUGCAGCUGAGGAUUUUUAAUGAUCCGGAUGGGAGAUCACUAUUCUUCCCUAAAAAGCAAAGCUGUAAAAAGGAUGACCCAAGAGGAUGAGGAUUGGUGCCCUCCUCACCUGCACCAUUCACAUCAGGAUUCGUGCAGACAUUAGUCAGGAGAUGUCUGGGUAAAGUAGUUUUUUUGUUUUUUCUUGUGGAAUCCAAACACUGUAAAUCAUUCUCAUAUUAGCAAAACAAAUAAAAAUGUAAAUUAUUACAGAGUAUUGCAACUGCUUUCAACAGGACCACUAAUCCUUGCAGCUGAGAAUUUUGAAUGAUCCGGAUGGGAGAUCACUAUUCGUCCCUGAAAAGCAAAGCUGAACCAUGGUGCCACUCAGGCACACCAACCUGUGUGAAAACAUACAAAAUAAAUAGAUCAUCUUUUUAUAUAUAAUUUAUUAUUGCAUUUUUCAUUUGAGUGUAAACACAAUUGAACAAAUAUUAAUGUGUGUCACCAUGCCGACAGUGCCUUUGAAUAGUGAGUAACGGAGUAGUGAGCAUUGAAGUCGCUUUGUUCUUGUGUGAUUGACUUCAAAGGCUUUAUAUCAUAGGCAUGUUCUAAGGAUAUAUCGCAAACAAUUUUGAUUUUGGCUUAUUUCUUUACCAAUGCAAAUCAGGGAAACAUGUUCAGAGCGAGCCUCAACAUUCUGGCUUAAUUUUCAUUUGCAAGUAACGCGAUGGACCAAAACGCAAAGAUUGUUCAGUGUAGUGAGUGCUUGAGGGCCUGCAGCUGCGGCAACUCGGGUUUUGACUUGUUAUUGCAAGCUUUGGAAUCACUUAGUACAGAAUCUUGUCUUUUUCCUAAUGAUACCCCUGCUGAGGAAGAGUGUGGCCCCCAGAAGCCUCAGACAGAGAGCCGCAUGCCUCAGGGAGCAGCACCACUAAGCCUAGAGCAACCAGUCAUGCCUGCGACUGAGGACGAGAGGUGUCCCCAGAAACCUCAGACAGCGUGCCACAUGCUUCUGGGAGCAGCACCGCUCAAACUGAAGCAGCCAGUCAUUUUUGCGCCUGGAUUUCUUACUGCAAAAACCAACCCUCCUCUUCUUGAUUGGUAUGAUGCCCCAGCUAAGGAAAAACGUGGUCCCCAGCAGCCUUGGAUAGAGUGCCACAUGCUUCUGGGAGCAGCACCGCUCAAACUGAAGCAGCCAGUCAUUUUGGGGUCUGGAUUUCUUACUGAAAAAAACAACCCUCCUCUCCUUGAUUGGUAUGAUGCUCCAGCUCAGGAAAAAUGUGUCCCCCAGCAGCCUUGGACAGAGUGCCACAUGCCUCUGGGAGCGUCACCUCUCAGCCUGCAGCAGCCAGUCAGGCCUGCACCUGGAACAGCUCUUCCCAGGUACCAGCCACCAAGUGCCUUUCAGCCAAACUACUUCCAGGCAGCUUCUUUCAUCCACAGCCAGGUCAACAACAGUCCAGUUGUGAGUCGUCCUCAUGGCCUGCCUGGGACAAACCUGGUUCCUGUUGGAUUCAUAAAUGGACAGAUCGUUUAUGGGGCUGCACCCUUUUCAGCUCCUCCGUUCGCUCCUCCUGUCGCUCCUCCCAUUGCUCCUCCUGUCGCUUCUACUGUCGCGUCUACUGUCCCUGUAGCUAACGCCCUUGGAUCAAGAAAGAGAACUUGUUCCACACAGCCACACGACGAGAGGAUGCCCUAUGUCAAGAAGCCCCCAAACGCUUUCAUGCUAUUCCUCAUGGAACAGAGGUCAAAUGUUGUAGUAGAGAUCAAGAACUCAGACUGUGCGGCUGUCAACAAACAUAUUGGAUACAAAUGGAAGUCGCUGUCCAAAGAUGAGCAGGCAAAGUAUUAUGAAGAUGCAGAGAGGGAGAAGCGCCGACACUCUCAGGCCUUCCCUGAUUGGUCAGCCGGUGACAAUUACGCCAAAAGGAUGAAAAGGAUACGGAGGAAGCGUCCAUAUGUGAUUUAGGAUCCUGCAAUCUGAACUCUCCAGGGAGCGAGAAUCUGAAGACUUCGCGCAAAGCACCCCUGUAUUACCAUUUGUCCAAUGAAUGGUUACAUCACGACAAUGUGUUCCUGACUGGCACACUGUCUCCACACAUGCUUGUUGGUUAAGCAGCCAUCAAAUAAACAAAUGAGGCUCUGUUAACUAGUUAAACCGACACGUGUCUGUCACAUGCUUGAGCCUACAGCCGGUUAGCUUAACUCAGCGCUCUCUAACAGCAAACAGGUAAACCGAUAUUUCAAUGCACAUACCAGCCUGGCAACCAGCAGAGAGUAGAGGAUGGUACAGCUUCCAGCCGAGAAGUAGACCAGCACAUAGCUGUAUCGUAAAUACCACCAUCGUAUUUACGAUACAGAUGUGAAAAUAGAAUCAAUCUUCUCCCACUAAAUGUCAGUAAGAAAGACAUCAAGAAUAUUUCCCAAAAAUGUCAAGCUGUUAACCUGAGAUAGACGUUAGGAGAACAUUGAAUGACAAAUCAUAGACUGUUUAUAAAGACGGGUGAUGUGACAGCUAAAAGCAAAGCAAAAGUGUCUCUAUCCUCCCCUGGUGGCUUGCUGCAGUAUAGGUCCAAAUCCAUGCCUACUUUAUGCUAUAGGCGGGACAUGGACAUGUCAUUUUAGUUUGUUCUUAUCAACCUGAUGUUAAAAUUUUAAUUUUUUCAAAAACUUUGACUGAGUUAGUUAAAUGAUUUAUGAAACUUCAUAAUGGACAACAGAGACUGACUCUCUGGUCAAGGAUACAUAUCAACAGGACUUCACUACCCCAGCCCCAUCACUCGAUCUCGAAGUGCAUGUGCUAUAAAGCGUCUUCAUACAGAAAAAACAAUGUAUGGGGAUUCAUACAUUGUUUGUAUGACAUAAUCUUAGAAAUAAUGAUAAACUGUUUAUUGCUUAUGUUUUAUUCUUCUCCAGGCCCAGUGCAUAACUGUAUUUUUAAGUUCAAGAGGAGCUUUGGCCUUGAAGCUAACUUUGACCUAGAGAGGAUUGAGAGGGCCACAGCUGAUUAAAAGAAAAUGGUUUUACCUAAUAGCCAAGUUAGAGAUCCCAAAAAAGGAAUGGGAUGCCAUGAGCAAUGGAGAAGGAUGACAUGAGGAAUGUCUGGAAUUCUUUUUAUUACUUUGUGGUUUCAUUUUUCAUUCGGAUAUGUGUAACAUGCAGUUUAUAUGUAAAAAACAUGUGGCCUUGGCACAGCUUGAAACCAAUUACAUGACAGAUGACAUGCUCAAAUAUCCCACUCUCUCUCUCUCUCCCUCUCUCUCUCUCCCUCUAUCUCUCAUACACGCACACAAACACACACAAGCAGUGCACAUUCACAUGCACGUCUUACAGGAAUGCAAACAUGGAGUAAUUCCUUCUCAUUUCCAUCAACGGUUAUAAUCCAACCAUGUGUUCUCAGCUUUCUGUCUCGAUUCUGUGUUCUGCCUCUUUUCCACGGUAACCUGUCAAGACAAGAUUAUCAUGGCUAAAAUAUGAUAAUCUUGAUAAUCUAAUCUACAAAUGUUACUAUGAUAUUUGUAGAAAAUACUUAUCAUAUUCAUCUCUAGUCAAUUGAAUUUGUUUUGUCACUUCUUUGGCUAGAGAAUUACACUCAAAAUAGAAAUAUGAUAGGAUUUAGGAGGUUCUGAUCAAUUGAUAUGAUAUUAUCAUAUAUGAAUCAAUAACAUGUAAUCAAUCAUUAAUUCAUUCACACCAAUUAUGCCAUUAUCACAGCACCUUUUUACGUGUAUAUAUAUAUAUAUGGGUUAUUUUUGCUUCAUUUCUGGAUAGAAGGAGGUGAAGAUGGGGUGUCUAUCUUCACCUACAGUCUGUGCUGUGUGUGUGUGUGUUUGUAGAUUCCGACAGGAUUUUCAUUUUAUUGAGGUUUCCUCUCACUGCGGACGCCUCCUCAUCUGAUUGCGCUCUAUCUUGCUCAUGUCCUCCCUUCCUCUUUAUUUUCCUAGUGCAAAAUUUGCUGCCUCCAUAUGAAAGUUUAAUGAUCAUUGACCAUUGCUGCAAAAAACUAAUUGGUGUGUUCUGCAUAGGAGAUGUGAAAGAGAAGUGUGAACAAGUGGAAGAAGACGCGAUAAAGCAGUUGUCCACAUUAUAUAGAGGACAAUUAAGCAUGACUACAGUGGGUGAAUUGAUUCCUAUAAAGUAUUGAAUCUGGUCCUCAAUUCAAAUUAUUAUAAAAACUAUUAUACUGUCACAGUUUGUAUCAUGUAUGUAUAAUAGAUUAUGCUAUUAGACAUAUAUUUUCCUGAACCUCAGGUGCCACAUGUUUUUUAUGCAUGUGUAGAGAGCAGGCCAAUUGAGUAACACUCGAGCAGAAAUAGAGGAGUGAGUGACCAGAUGCACAUAUCUGAUUGUGUGGGAUGCUCCUAGGUAGAAUUGAUUCUUUCCAUUGAAGGUUAUUAAGACGAAUUUUAAGUCCACAAAACUGCUUCUGAUAAAUGAUAAUGGGUGAGAUGGAGAAACCAGUAUGUGCUCACUUAGGUGGAGAGAUACCAAGAUGUGGGAUUUGCUUUCUCUUCCUGCACUGCA